Mesocestoides corti is the source of this 555-nucleotide messenger RNA. Lineage: Eukaryota; Metazoa; Platyhelminthes; Cestoda; Cyclophyllidea; Mesocestoididae. The record is from the annotation of a GenBank genome assembly.
AUGUCCGAUUCUAAAAUGACUGGAGCCGAGUCUGGUGAGGUUUUUCAAUGCUCGAACUGUGAGAAGUCCCUUGUUGGACAGCGAUAUAUUCUUAAUUCAGAGAAGCCAUACUGCAUCGAUUGUUAUGACGCCAAUUUUACCAACAGUUGUGCUGCUUGCGGAAAAAGGAUAACCUCGGCCUCAAAGGACCUCUCCUUUCAAGAUCGCCACUGGCAUGAGGCUUGUUUCGUGUGCACGGAGUGCAAGAGUUCCCUCGCUGAUCGGCCAUUCGCCACCAAAGACGACGCAAUUUUCUGUCCAGACUGCUUCGAUGAGAAAUUUGCGGCCCGAUGCGACGGUUGUGGGAAAACUUUCAAGGCGGCGAUGAGAAAGUACGAGUACAAGGGAGGAGCGUGGCAUGAAGAGUGUUUUCUUUGCGCAGAAUGCCAUCAGCCUAUUGGUGCCAAAAGCUUCAUUCCUCGUGGUGGCGACAUCAUCUGUGUCCAGUGUUAUGAAGACAAAUUUGCCCAGAAAUGCGCCAAGUGUGAGGCGGUAUGGAAAACCUAUUUUAUCUAA